Messenger RNA from Diachasmimorpha longicaudata, 1377 nucleotides. Its product is annotated as sorbitol dehydrogenase-like. NCBI's taxonomy places the organism in Eukaryota, Metazoa, Arthropoda, Insecta, Hymenoptera, Braconidae. The record is from RefSeq and is a predicted model, not a curated record. The transcript is spliced from 7 exons. The coding region runs from base 54 to 1103 and encodes 349 amino acids. Gene Ontology annotation, biological process: D-sorbitol catabolic process. Gene Ontology annotation, molecular function: L-iditol 2-dehydrogenase (NAD+) activity; zinc ion binding.
CAAUCACAAGUGUUUCCAAUUUUCUGAUUUCGUUGCCAAGAAAUAUUGUGAUUAUGGCAGGCAAUAAUUUAACAGCUGUGCUCUAUGGCAUCAACGACAUCAGACUGGAAAACACUGCAAUCGAGGAGCCUGGGGAUAAUGAUGUUCUAUUGGAGAUGGGAUGUGUCGGAAUCUGCGGAUCCGACGUCCACUACCUGGUGCACGGCCGAAUUGGUGAUUUCGUCGUAAAAGCCCCGAUGAUAAUAGGCCACGAGGCAGCCGGGACAGUCACUAAACUCGGAAAAAGUGUUAAAAACUUGAAGAUUGGCGAUCGAGUGGCUAUUGAACCCGGUGUACCCUGCAGAAUGUGUAGUUACUGCAAAGAGGGAAAGUACAAUCUCUGCCCAGAAAUGAUUUUUUGUGCAACACCUCCGGUUCAUGGAAAUCUUCGAAAAUUUUACAAACAUCCUGCUGAUUUCUGCUUCAAAUUACCCGAUCAUGUGAGCCUCGAGGAGGGGGCACUCCUGGAGCCGCUGUCCGUGGGUGUUCAUGCUUGCAAGCGGGCCCAGAUUGGAAUUGGAUCGAAGGUGUUGAUUCUGGGAGCGGGACCCAUCGGUCUCGUAUCGUUGUUAGCAGCUAAAGCAAUGGGGGCCAGUAAGGCCCUGAUUACUGAUAUCGUCCCUGCGCGAUUGGAAAUAGCGAAAGAAUUGGGGGCUGACGAAACACUCCUAGUCAAGGGUCUCUCUGAAGUACAGGUCGCAGCGAAGGUUCAUGAACUCCUCGGAGGAGAGCCUGAGAAGACCAUUGACGCCUGCGGGGCCGAAUCAAGCAUUCGAACUGCCAUUUUCGCCACUAAAUCGGGUGGAGUAGCAGUUUUGGUGGGAAUGGGCGCUCCUGAAGUUAAAGUUCCACUGAUAAAUGCUCUAAUUAGGGAAGUGGACAUUCGUGGAGUUUUUAGAUACGCUAAUGACUAUGCCGAUGCCCUGGACCUCGUGGCUUCUGGAAAAGUCAACGUCAAACCCCUCAUAACACACAAUUUUCACAUGGAAAAAACCGUGGAGGCAUUUGACGCAGCCAAGUCAACGACUAGUGGAGCUAUAAAGGUCAUGAUCCAUUGCAAAUAGACCUGCAGAGAUAACGAUGUGUGCUGAUGACUUGGGAUCAAGUCAGAGCUGCUAGAAAAAUGUUAUUAAUUCCAGUUAGAGAUGAGAGUCAUUUGAAAGAUUUAUAGUAUCGUUGAGUGCAGCAGGAGAAUUUGUUGUUGAUGCACAUACUUUUGAUAAGAGUAGAAAUGAUUUAAAUACGAAAAAUAAAUUGUGAGUGAGGAAAUGUCUGCUUUGAGAUUGAAUGUCUUUGUAUGUUAUCGAUAUGGAAAUAAAAUAUAUUUUGUAAAUGAAA